Messenger RNA from Aspergillus candidus, 1912 nucleotides. RefSeq lists its product as uncharacterized. The transcript has a single exon. Bases 177 to 1889 code for a protein of 570 amino acids. NCBI's taxonomy places the organism in Eukaryota, Fungi, Ascomycota, Eurotiomycetes, Eurotiales, Aspergillaceae. The record is from RefSeq and is a predicted model, not a curated record.
CUGGGGUCGCGCACGAUCAAUGACCGAAGCAUCAGCCUCCACUCUAUUACACUAUCGACAUGUAUCUAUCUGAUGGCGCUUUGCCCCCCCCUCCCCGCCCGGGAGCUCGUACUCCGUCCUAACCACCGACCGAUGUGUAAUGGAACUGGAUUCCUUAUAAACCCUUUGGUUUGGCAAUGUGGUACAUUCGGUCAAGCUUGCAGAUAUUAACGAACUUGCCCAAUACCGCGGUCCUAUACUCCCCCUUACUCGACGAAACGAUAUUCGACAUGUCUGCGUUUUUGGAAGAAGUGGAUGUCCUGGUGGUGGGCAGUGGAAAUGCGGGAUUUGCAUCCGCCAUCUCAGCAGCGCAGUCCGGCGCCGACCGCGUGUUGUUGAUAGACAAAUGCCCCGAGGAGUGGGCAGGCGGCAACACUUACUUCACCGCGGGAGCUUACCGGACAGCCCAUGGGGGACUCCAGGAUCUGCUGCCCAUUGUCAACAACGUCACCCGCGAGCAAGCCCAGAAAAUCGACCUGGCUCCGUACGCACCCGAGGGCUUCAUGGCGGAUCUGCAGAAAACCUGCAUGGGAAGGUCGGAUCCAGAGCUCGCGAAAGCCCUCGUUGCCGACUCCAACUCCGCGGUCAAAUGGCUGGCAAGCGAAGGGAUACGGUUUCAGCUGUCGUUCAAUCGACAGGCGUAUGAGGUUGACGGCCGGAUCAAGUUCUGGGGCGGGCUGAGUCUCAAAACCCAAGAUGGAGGCAAAGGGCUGAUUGACGACUACCGGGCUGCUGCCAAACGGCAUGGAGUCCGGGUUGCCUGGUCCACAACGCUCAGCGGGAUCCAGACCGACGCGGUUGAUGGAAGCCUCGUUGCGUCGGUCAAGACUAAUGCCCAGGAGAGUGUCAUCAAAGCUGGGGCGAUCGUUUUAGCGGCUGGUGGGUUUGAGUCGAAUGCCCGGAUGCGGAGUCAGUUCCUCGGUCCUGGCUGGGAUCUUGCAAUGGUUCGAGGCACCCCAUACAACACCGGCGAUGUCCUUGAGCUAGGUAUCCAACAGCUCGGGGCUCAGCCCGUCGGCAACUGGUCCGGCUGCCACUCGGUGGCCUGGGAUGCCACCGCCAAUCCAAACACCGGUGAUCGAGUGGCCUCCAACGAGUUCACCAAGUCCGGUUAUCCACUCGGGCUCAUGAUAAACGUUGACGGCCGCCGAUUUGUCGAUGAAGGGAUCGACAUGCGGAACUACACAUAUGCCAAGUUUGGCCGAGCGAUCCUCCAGCAGCCCGAACAAUCUGCAUUCCAGGUCUGGGAUUCUCGGACCAAGCCGUGGCUGCGACCAGAGGAAUACCGAGAAGAACGUGUCGAACAUAUCUCCGCCGAUACUUUGGAGGAGCUAGCCGAGAAGUGUGCCUCCCGUGGCCUCCAGAACCGGGAGGCAUUCCUGCGCACCCUUCGUGAAUACAACGAGGCCGUCUAUGCCCAUCGCCGUGAAAACCCAUCCGCCAAAUGGGAUCCCGCCAUCAAGGAUGGCCUGUCGACCCAAUCAUCCGCCAAGCAACUGGCACUGGCCAAGUCGAACUGGGCCCUGCCGCUGGACCAGGGCCCUUACCUCGCCAUCAAAGUGACAUGUGGCAUUACCUUCACCUUUGGCGGUCUCAAAGUGGACGCCCGCAACGCACAGAUGAUCGCUUCGGCCACGGGACAGCCCAUCCCCGGGGUGUACUGUGUCGGGGAGAUGAUGGGUGGGCUGUUCUAUUCGAAUUAUCCCGGUGGUAGUGGCUUGACUUCAGGCGCUGUUUUUGGUCGGAGAGCUGGCAAGGCCGCCGCGGCUACUGCCAAAAUGAGGAAGAGCAAAAGUCAGGGGCAACGCGAGCCCCAGCAGACUCAGGUCGCCGUCGCCAGCAGGUUGUAGACUUGAGUGAUUACUGGAUUUGC